CUGUCUUUUCGGUGUGAGAGUAAAAGCAGCACGAAAACUCACUUGUCAAAUCUAAUCAUCAGGUGUGCAAAAUCAAAUUCUUCGUCUCUUAAUUUCGCACUGUAACUAAUUCAUUCCAAAGCAUUCAGCAUUGUACAUGAUUUGUGAUACGUAUAUGUACGAAGAGUAAAAAGUACUGAUUACAUCAACUGUAAAUACAAAUUAUCUAAAUAAGCAUGGGGAAGAGAAAGCAGAUUGUCAACAAAAAUCGUGCGAAAAAGCAGAAACGAGCUGAAGAAACUGAAGAUGAUCCAAAUUCUUCACCAUGCACGACUCCAUUAAAUGAAGAUGUUUUGAAUAUUGUCGCACAAUUCAUGCGUUUCAAAGAUCUGAAAAACUGCCGACUCGUCUCCACAUUAUGGAACACUGCCUUAACUCCAGAAUUGAGGCGAAGAGCUAAAAUUACGCUCGUUUGUAACUUCUCACAACAAGAAAUGCGCAGAAACGCAGAUUUUCUCAAGGAGUUCCAAACCUGGCAAGGAUUCACUGGCUGUGCCAAUUUUGGAUCUCAAUGUGCAGGUGGUAGGACUGUGACAGAUGCAGAUUCCCCACCAAAGCCAAUGGUUACCAAAAGUACUUCCAUCUUUGCGAAAAAAUUACAAUUUCAUCAGAUCGAGGCAACACUGCGCACAAACUGGGAGAUGGACUUGUUGCAGAAAAUGCUAUUAAAUUCAACGGGAGUUUUGCAGAUGUUCAGCUUCGCCAUCGCCGCCUAUCCUGAACAGCCCAUUUCUUCAGCAGCAGUGGAAUUUUGGAGUACGCACACAUUUCCAAAAGUUACAAAGGUGGACGUUCGAAUGGACGGUCAUCGCCAAUGGGCUUCGUCAUUUUUCGAACAUUUCCUGAAAGCUUUUCCUAACGUUCGUAGACUAUCUGCCACCCUUGGGGGAAUCUCUGCACUAUUUUGUACGCCCGCAUCUGUUAAUGCCAUGAGGAACAUUACCGAUUUGAAGGUAAUGCUGUACUCUGGACCACACACGAGGGGGAAAUCUUUACAACUGAUAUCAAAGUUUCCGGGCACCCUGAAGAAAUUAUCUUUGACUUUUAUACACAUCUCGGAUCAAGCAAUAGCUGACAAUCCAGAUGAAAAUGACGUAUCUCUUUUACGAAAUUUUCUAUCUCAACAGAGUGGAUCGUUGGAACGUGUCCAGCUCUUAAUUUUGAAGUAUGAUGGCACUCGUGAUAUUGAAAUUCCUCGAUUUCCAGAACUUAAAAGACUCCAGGUUUACUUGAUGCAAACCAAGUGUAACUUCACGUUUGAGCAGCCAGACCAACCCGGUGUUUAUGGCGACAUUGACUAUUCAUAUAACUUUCCAAAGCUGCAACUAUUUCUAGCUCGCGAUUUGGCCAGGUCUGAAGGGCUAAGCGGGGACAGCUUUAAAUCUUGGUUUCCCUUAAAUACCAACGAUAAGAAGUAUAUUUGUCAGACUUUGAAACACUUUGAGUUUUAUGAAUCCGAUACGGUAGACAAGUUGGAUUCUGGUAAAUUAGAAGUCGACUAUUUUCGGCUGCCAAAAUUGUUCCCAAAUGCAGGCAAUACAUACAUGCAGGGGAUUAAGACCUGCACAAGAAUUGAAUCUGAUCGAGCCAUGCGACAGCGGAAUAGGUGGCUAAUGUUAGCUAGUCAGUGAUCAGACCAAUAGAACCAACCGACAAUGUAUUUGAUAAAUUAACGUUUAAUUUAAGGAGCUUAUGAAAAUUGAGGUGAAGACUGUGCAAGAUUUAUUGUCAUACAUACGCAGAAAAAAUUUGGAAUUAGGAGUCAUUUUUUAAGCCAGUUGUGUUACAAAUUCUUAGAUACAAGUAUGCAGUUUACAUAUUUUGUCUACCUAUUUACUUAUGACAGUUGCUUUUGCAAAACUUUCAUUUUAAUAAAAAAAAA
Molecule: messenger RNA, 1921 nt
Organism: Folsomia candida
Lineage: Eukaryota; Metazoa; Arthropoda; Collembola; Entomobryomorpha; Isotomidae
Exons: 4
Coding region: 216-1670 (484 amino acids)
Source: RefSeq, a predicted model, not a curated record